GGCAGUCAGAGACAAACAGACCUUCAGAGGACUUCAGGAGAGCUCCACAAGAGGAGAAGAAUCUAGAUGCUUUUCUGCAGAGGAAGCACUGAACUACAGACUGAAAGAAAACUGAGCCAAGAUGUCUAAAAACACAGCCAUCGGCAUCGACCUGGGCACCACAUACUCCUGUGUGGGGGUGUUCCAGCAUGGAAAAGUAGAAAUCAUUGCCAAUGACCAGGGCAACAGGACCACCCCCAGCUAUGUGGCCUUCACUGACACUGAGAGGCUGAUCGGGGACGCGGCCAAGAACCAGGUGGCUCUGAACCCAAGCAACACAGUGUUUGACGCCAAGAGGCUGAUUGGAAGAAAGUUUGAUGAUGCGGUUGUCCAGGCUGAUAUGAAGCACUGGCCCUUUAAGGUGUUUUCAGAAGGAGGAAGGCCCAAAAUACAAGUGGAGUACAAAGGGGAGAACAAAGCCUUCUUUCCAGAGGAGAUCUCC
Cyprinodon variegatus (sheepshead minnow) is the source of this 481-nucleotide messenger RNA. Its product is annotated as heat shock 70 kDa protein 1-like. The annotation marks the transcript as partial. The record is from RefSeq and is a predicted model, not a curated record. Gene Ontology annotation, cellular component: cytoplasm; plasma membrane; cytosol. The transcript is spliced from 2 exons. NCBI's taxonomy places the organism in Eukaryota, Metazoa, Chordata, Actinopteri, Cyprinodontiformes, Cyprinodontidae. Gene Ontology annotation, biological process: vesicle-mediated transport; protein refolding; cellular response to unfolded protein. Gene Ontology annotation, molecular function: ATP binding; ATP-dependent protein folding chaperone; heat shock protein binding.